AUACAAGGUGGGUAGUGCGCGGGUGAGGUGAAUCAACCGGCGAUUGGUAUUCUGGAAGCCGGGAAGAGUUUUAGUAGAUAAGCAGAGAGAGAAUGAGGAGGGAGAAAAGACGGAUGUACGUGAAGACGAGACAGCAUAUUGGUUGAUAGAGAAAUAUCCUCUCCCUCGCCUUCACCUAAACCGCAAAACCCUAGCGAUCAUCGUCGAAACCUCAACUGUUCGAUUUGAGCUUUUGAGAUUCCUAAUAUCACUUCUCUCUCUCUCUCUCUCUCUCUCUUCAUUUCUCCUUUUUCUCCGCGAUCUUGGAUUGAAAGAUGAGUGCUCUGACGACCGCGUGGUCUCCGAGCUCGUGUCAGCUGCGGCUAGCCUUCCAUUGCAGAAGAUCGCCGGGCAUUAUUGUACGGACGCAUGCGAAGAUGCUAGAUCGUCAGGUUCGUGUAUUCUCCCUGGCUCAAGAGGGCGCGCGGGAUGGUAAUGGAGUGGAACGGCGUCGGACUGGUGAUUCUUGGACGAGUACGAAUUCUUCACCUGAUUCCUUUGCUGGAUGGUCCAGUUCUAAUGGUGCCGGUCCGUCCGGUGAGUAUCGGAGGAGGCAGUGGCUAACAGGAAUUGUAGGAGCAACAGUAGCAGGAGUUGUUCUCUUUGCUGGACUUACACUUGCAACGUUUUCUUUGAGCAAGCGGAACACUUCAAGACCAAAGCAACAGAUGGAGCCCUUGACACCACAAGAAGAAGUCUCAUUGGUCUGUGAGAAUUUGAAUAGUACCGUUCAGGACAAUGGAAAUGAGUCUAGUAGUAAUGGAAGCAAGACAAAUUUAGACAAGAAUUCCUCUUCAUCUCAAGAGCAUGACAAAUCUUUAAUUGAAAAUCGACUCAAUGAUGGUAAGGAUGAUGUGACCUCAUCUGCACCAAAUGUUAUACUUGCCUCCAAUGCGGUUGAAGCCAUUAGCAAUACUUCCAUGCCAGAUGAUUUCCAAUAUGAAUCGGCUUUUAAUGACAUGUCAGUUGCUUCUGAAUUGCCUGAAUCUGAGAUUAUUAAUGGCUCCUCUAGAUUUAAAGAAUUAGAUGACAGCCGCACUGUUAGUGCAAAAGAUCUGAAUCCUGAACUCAAAGUGAACCUAGUUGAUACCAAAUUUAGUGAUUCAUCUGCCUCUGAUGGGACUGCACCUCAGGAGGGAUUGCCUGGUUCAAGGGAAGCAGAAACUUGUGAAUUUUUAUUGGACUAUUCUUCUGCUUCUAUUGCACAUACUGGUGAGCCUCUGGCUGUGAAUAUCUCAGUCAACCCUGAGGUGGAUGCAGACCUGGAACCCUACAUUGUGUCUAAACAUGAUGUAAAGACAGCAAACCCAGUUUCAACGGAGGAAAAUCUUGACCUGCAAAUGGGACUAGAGCUUUCAGCUAAGGAAAGUGAUAAGUCUCUGGAAGAGAAUAAUUUAAAUGGAAGUACAACAUCUGGAACAACUUCUUUAUCUGCAUUAUUGCAUCCUGUUGAAAGUGAACAUGAAAAUGAGAUCACUAGAAGCAGAAAAUUCUACGAAGUGCCAAUGCCUCAAAAUUCAUUCUCUGCUGGUAUUCCUGCUCCAUCUGUAGUUUCUGCAGCUCUACAGGUGCUUCCUGGUAAGGUUUUGGUUCCUGCAGUUGUUGAUCAAGUUCAAGGCCAGGCACUAGCAGCAUUGCAAAUUCUGAAGGUCAUUGAGAGUGAUGUUCAACCUAGUGAUCUAUGUACUCGUCGUGAGUAUGCUCGUUGGUUAGUUUCUGCUAGCAGUGCUCUUUCAAGGAAUGCAGUUUCGAAAGUAUAUCCUGCUAUGUAUAUAGAAAAUGUCACUGAACUUGCAUUUGAUGAUGUAACACCUGAAGACCCUGACUUCUCAAGCAUUCAAGGCUUAGCAGAAGCUGGACUUAUCUCAAGCAAGCUUUCAAGGCGUGACAUGCUUUCUUCUAUAAAUGAUGAUCAGAGUUCCUUCUGUUUCUCACCUGAAAGCCCUCUAUCACGUCAGGAUCUUGUCAGUUGGAAGAUGGCACUAGAAAAAAGACAUCUCCCAGAAGCUGACAGAAAGAUCCUGCACGAACUUUCUGGUUUUAUAGACAUUGAUAAAAUUAACCCAGAUGCAUGGCCUGCCAUCUUGGCUGACCUAUCUGCUGGAGACCAAGGAAUAAUGGCACUUGCAUUUGGUUACACAAAGCUGUUCCAGCCAGACAAGCCAGUAACAAAAGCCCAAGCAGCUAUUGCUCUUGCAACUGGUGAGGCUUCUGACAUAGUCAGUGAGGAGCUUGCUCGUAUUGAAGCGGAGUCUAUGGCAGAAAAUGCUGUUGCUGCGCAUAGUGCUUUAGUGGCUCAAGUAGAGAAGGAUAUCAAUGCAAGUUUUGAGAAAGAGCUUUCCAUUGAAAGGGAAAAAAUCAAUGCUGUGGAGAAAUUAGCUGAAGAAGCAAGGCAGGAAUUGGAAAGGUUAAGAGCUCAGAGAGAGGAAGAAAAUCUUGCCUUAAUGAAGGAACAUGCUGCUGUUGAAUCGGAGAUGGAAGUUCUCUCAAAGUUAAGGCGUGAAGUGGAGGAGCAGUUACAGAACCUUAUGAGUAACAAGGUUGAGCUGUCAUAUGAAAAGGAUAGGAUUAGCAAACUUCAGAAAGAAGCAGAGCAUGAAAACCAGGAAAUUGCUCGAUUACACUAUGAGCUGGAGGUAGAACGAAAAGCCUUGUCCAUGGCCAGGGCUUGGGCCGAGGAUGAAGCAAAAAGAGCGAGAGAACAGGCAAAGGCACUGGAGGAGGCUAGAGAUCGGUGGGAGAGGCAUGGCAUCAAGGUCAUUGUUGAUAGUGAUCUCCGUGAAGAGGCCUCCACUGGAGUUACAUGGCUCAAUGCUGGAAAGCAGUUCUCCAUCGAAGGAACCAUUAGCAGGGCUGAGAACUUGGCGGACAGGCUCAAAGCGAUGGCAGCUGAAGUAAGAGGGAAGUCCAGAAAUAUAAUUGAGAAGGUAAUCCAGAGAAUACUCUGGUUGAUAUCAAUUCUGAGGGAGCGGGCAUCUGAAGCAGGCAAGUGGACAGGAGAAUUUAAAGAUGCCACCAUUUUGAAGGUGAGGGGAUCAGCACAAGAAUUACAGCAAAGUGCAUCAGAAUUUAGUUUAGCCCUUAAAGAAGGGGCAAAAAGAGUUGCAGGAGAUUGCAGGGAAGGAGUCGAGAAAAUAACCCAGAAAUUUAAAACAUGAUUUCUUCUUCUUCUUCUUCUUCUUCUUAGGCAACUGGCUGGUGAGAAGUCAGUGUUGUAAUUUUGAUUGUUCGUCAUAUUCCUCCCCCUGCUUGUAUGAAGUGUGGGUUUAAGUUGACCCAAUAAGAAGAGCACAAUCCAGGUUGGGGGAUUGUACAAUUGUGUAUGAUGUAAAGAAAACUUGAAGUUUGCAUGCAUGCGUUUAAA
Malania oleifera is the source of this 3403-nucleotide messenger RNA. RefSeq lists its product as uncharacterized. The transcript has 10 exons. Bases 315 to 3197 code for a protein of 960 amino acids. NCBI's taxonomy places the organism in Eukaryota, Viridiplantae, Streptophyta, Magnoliopsida, Santalales, Ximeniaceae. The record is from RefSeq and is a predicted model, not a curated record.